This is a messenger RNA of Belonocnema kinseyi, 4565 nucleotides long. RefSeq lists its product as uncharacterized. Bases 155 to 4450 code for a protein of 1431 amino acids. Gene Ontology annotation, molecular function: transcription coregulator activity. Lineage: Eukaryota; Metazoa; Arthropoda; Insecta; Hymenoptera; Cynipidae. The transcript has 15 exons. The record is from RefSeq and is a predicted model, not a curated record. Gene Ontology annotation, biological process: regulation of DNA-templated transcription. Gene Ontology annotation, cellular component: nucleus.
GAGUCGUUCCUGUUAUCAGGCGAUAAUUUUCCCGAUUUUUGGGCUUCCGUCAAAUAGAAAAAAGGCAAAAACGAAAGUUUCGUGUUACUGGCCAACGUUGAUUAAAGAAAUUCAAUGAUCGGAGCUGAAUAUCUGGAAUUUUAGACAGAGAAAGAUGGAUACAGACGAGAAAGAGAAGGAUUCUCCAGUGAAAUUUGAACUCUCAUUUUCCUCCCUCGAGUUCGAUGUUGACGAUGUCGACGAUUUCGAACAAGAUGAUUCCUCGGAUUCGGAGAGUUCAGAGACAGCUGGAUUGGAAAUAGAUGUGUCUGAGAUUGAUGACUAUGGUUCUAGAAAAGAACGAAUUAAACGAGAAGCUGUUCAGGAUGUCUCAGUUUUCAACGAAAUGGAAGAAGAAAUCGAGAGGCAGUUGGACGCAAAAGCUGCUAGAACUAAUUUAACAGCCACUAAUGUUAAAAACCUUUUGCGAAAUGUCAUCAUAAAUGAACACAUGGUGGCUAUGGUCAAUAGGACACUCAAUAAGUCCGACGAUGACGAUGACAUCUGCUUGCCGAAAAUUACACGAGCAAAAGCGAGAGAAUUGGGACCGAUAGCACAACCAAAAAUUCCCUGGGCACUUACUCCUUUGGAAACAUCUUCAUCGGAUGUUCAAACUUUGAUUGAUAAUGACCUGCCGGAAGAUUCUUCGGAUGAGGAAUACAGACCAGAUCAAGAUCAAGAUCAAGAUCAGGAUCAAGAUCAAGAUCAGCAGAGCGACGAUGAAAGGGAAGCUGAUAAUUCUCUUGGCAGCGAUCUGGAUUCACAACCAUCAACGCCAGCAAAUUCUACUGACAAUUCUUCAUUCGCGGAACAAGAAAAUUUAACAGACGUUCAAUACGACUCUGAAGGAGUUUUUAAAAUUCCUGGAAUUCCUCAUGUGCCAACAGAAGAGGAGAGCAUUGGGCAAAGAACUCGCUCGAAAGUUUGCCUCGUUGAAACGCCUUUGGAGUAUUUUGAAAAUGCAUUUAUCCCACCGGAUAUUAAUGUCGACAUGUAUGAUGACGGACGCAAUCUUGAAGAAGACUAUCGCCAAUUCUUGCAGGAUUUUACUCUCCCUUUGCCUGAAGAAGUCAACGUCGAGGACGAUCCAGAAGCUGAUCCCGAGUAUAAUUAUUACGAAGAAGAUGAGCAAUUGGACAAGGAAGAACUGAGAGUGGAUAAAACAACUGAAGUCACUAAGAAGGAAGUAACUUCUUUGUACUCGGAUUUGUACAAAGUGUAUGACGAGUUGCUCGAGUAUGCCAAUGAAUAUGAGGAACAGGCACAAACUGAAAGUCAAGAAUUGCCGAAAAAGCGAAGAUCUAAUGAAACAGUGAAUGCGACAGUAGUUGAAACUAACUCGACGACACCGACGGCGGAACCUGUACCUGUUUCAACUGAACCGGAUAUACCAACAUUGUUGACUAUCGAGCAACGACACUUGAUCUGGAUUCAAAUGCGCCAGCACGUGCAACUUAUGACUCAACAUUUUUUAAUGAGCUUCAAACAUCCCGAGCAUCAUAAAUACUCAAAGUCCUGCAAAUCUAAUCUUCAAAGUGUCAGUUAUCUGAGCAAUGGGCCACAUUCCGCAUUCAACGUGGACAAUAUUUCAUACGCUUUGAAAGUAGUUGCUGAUUGGGAAGAGAUGCACAGAGACGAGAAAUUUGCCGAGGAGUACUUUGAAUUCGUCGCUCAGGAAAUAAGAUUGGCUUGUGUAACGAAAAAAGGUCGUCGCAUUUAUGCGCAAAAGUUUCAUCCGAAGUUGGAGAAAUUAAUUCUCGAGAGUAAAGCUCUUCCCUAUCCACACCUUUUGCCGCACAUGUUUUGCAGAGGUACUUCGGAAAAGACGAAACAUAUUCCGCACUUUCUUGCUGAACUCAAUUUGGUCGCAUUGGGUCUGGAACAAUUCUAUCCAUAUGUUUUGGAAAAUAGAAAUAAAAGGUGGUCCAGGAACCAGACGGAAAUUUUAAACGAUGUGGUACUUUUGAUAAGAACUUAUUUGGUUCCAUGUCGAGAACAAAGUGGAUUAGUUUAUCACAUCAAGCAAUGUAAUACGGCUCCUCCGUCUAAUCCAAUUAAGCAUUUUCACGCAACUGGAAAAGCUCCCAGGACAAUACAUUAUAUUACCUUGGAUACAAAUCUUCUUUCGCCCAAAGAACAGCCAGUCGAGUUAUUACCUGAAAGAUGGCAAACCUGCAUACGGAACUUAAAGCGGAAUAAACCCCCCAAAGAAAAGGGCAUCGGUAAGGCUCUCAGUAGGAAGUUAGCACAGUACAAUUGUGAAAUUCGUGCAGGUGAACAUAUCUGCAACCCGAUUGUAGGUAUGAUGACGAAUACAAGUCAGCAAAAUCCCAAAUGUUCUAAGAAGAAGGUGACUCCUGAGGCGCCUCCGACAAUCAUAAAAUUGGAACCGGAACAAGAGCCAGAGGAAAUUCUUCCCGAUAUUCCGGAGGCCUAUUACACGAUCGAGAGUGAAGCUCUGGGAACUGAAAAUCCGGCCUCGAAAUUACCCCAGUUGAGAAAAACGACUCCUCGUUUAGCAAAAACGCGCAGUGCGCAAAAUAUCAAAUCAAUGACGCAGGUUGUGAGCGCCAAGGAAGUAUCUGGAAAUGCGCCCAAGGCGAAGGGCAAAUUGGAUUCCUCAAAAAGUUCAGAAGCAUCUUCGUCGGCUUCAGUGAAAGGGGAUAACGAGGACGAAAUAGCAGAAUUGAUGCUGGCGUCUACAACAAUUAAGAAAAAUGCAGCUAAUCGAAAGAAAGCGAAGCAAGCUCGUGAGUUAGAGAACAUAAAACGCUUAGUGGAGUCAGAAAAUGAGCUAAACGUAGACGAGAGAGCGACGAUUGCCCAAUUCUUUAAAGAAUUUGCCGCAUCUUAUCUACAAAAACUACAUGCGACACUCGAAUCUACCGACCCGGAUAUUUUCAGGGCAGUAAUUAAGCUGUACCUCGACUACAGCGAGAAACUCGAAAAUAUUAUACAAACAGAAAACGAAAAGGAACUCAAGCCAGAAGAAGGUAAAAGUGGAUCGAACGAGAAACGAUUGAGGGAAAGCGAAAUUAAAGCGACAAAGGACACUCUGGCUAUUGAUCUUUUUCGAGAAGUCACGGAAAAAUUGCAAAAAUUCCCAGACAUUUGCUCUGAUUUUCUCCUCUUUUUAAGUUCCCAUCAAGCCGCGAUGAUUGAUAAAUCCGUCGAGUGGAUGAUGCUACAAAAAAUGCAAGAAUUUGUACACGUGGCUCAAGUUUAUUUUGCAAAACAGCCAUCACGUCUUGCAAAAGUGAUGCAGUCGAUAGCGCAACUUGCUGCAGCUCCACAUACUCUGAAAAAUGUUCAUGAAGUCAUGGGUCCAGUUCUCAAAGGAUAUCCAAUUGUUAUGGACAUGUUUCUGCAAGUUUUCCCGGGCGGAAAACCACCUGAAAGCCUCUUUGCACCACAGUUGUUUGAAAGUGUAACAUGUCCAGUGGGGCCUCACGAUAAAACCAAGGUCUAUGCGAUCGAUGCUGCUGAAUUGUAUGAGCAUAUUGAAUUGCCCGUUUCGACGACCCAGGAAGAUCCUUACGGUGGAGACAAUUGCAAAUGCAGCUGUCACGAUGUGGCGGAUCCUAAACUGAAAACUGCAAGUGAACAUUGCGCUUCUUGUGGCACAAGGUUCCUAAACGGAAGAAUCUACCUUCAAACAUCGGAAGGUUUACGACCCGCGAAAAUCACAUUCCCGGGAGAAAACGACGAAUCCUUGGAAAAUAUCGCUCGAGUAUCCCUGAAACCUGCCGAAAAAUUAGUUCUAGCACCGUCUCAGCCGAAAAGGCGUAGAAAAUCUUCGAAGAACGAUCCUAAUACAGACGAAAUUGCGACCAAGCAACCAACCUUGAAAUUCUCGCCAGUCAAGGAAGCGCCAGAAGAAGGGCCUGCUGAUAAAAUCGGAACGAAAUCAAAACGAGGUCCUCGAUCACCUCCAAAGACAGUGCAACCUUCGACAAGUGGCGCGAAAAAGUCUCCAGUUCCGGUUUGCAAAACAAAACGGGAAAAGCGAGCCGAAAAACGAGACGCGAAGCAGGAACAGAAGUCUCAGUGUUCAGCAAUAAGUGAUGCUGAUUCUAGUUUUGUAAUGAAAAGUCCACAGUACGAGGAGUUUCCUAAUCAUUCCUUUGUCAAGGAAGAAAUUUUGACUGAUGACGAGGAGAAAGAAACGAGUUUAGAGAAGAACAACGAGGACGUUUCGAGCGAUUCCGACAGCAGCAAUGACGAAGUUGAAGAGCCGCCGGAUGUGAAGUCCUGGUCGAGGGAGGAAGAUGCAAUUCUGCUGCAGAGUAUCAAAAUAGAAUACUCGGAGCAAACUUUUAUUUCGAUCAGUGAAAGACUUGGAAAUCGCAGCGUGCAACAGGUCAAAGAUCGGUGCUUGUUGCUGCUCAAUCUGUUUCAGAAAUUGGCCUGAAACAUGACAAUUGACCAUUGUUUUAAUUACCUGUGUAAAGUCUCUCAUUAUCUAAGAUAAGAAUUUUAGAAUAAUAAUGUAUUUAAUUAAACUAGGAGAAUAAAGACUAAAAAUC